Molecule: messenger RNA, 3629 nt
Organism: Hypanus sabinus (Atlantic stingray)
Lineage: Eukaryota; Metazoa; Chordata; Chondrichthyes; Myliobatiformes; Dasyatidae
Product: cold-inducible RNA-binding protein B-like
Exons: 9
Coding region: 155-640 (161 amino acids)
Biological process (GO): positive regulation of mRNA splicing, via spliceosome
Cellular component (GO): spliceosomal complex
Molecular function (GO): RNA binding
Source: RefSeq, a predicted model, not a curated record
CGUAUCUACGUUUUCCUUUGCCGCUUUCACGCCGUUCUCUUCGGCGCACGUUUCCUUUUAGUGGUUUUUGUUUCCUCUGAGUUCGGGACGACUGAUGAACCUGCUGCCGAGGAUGGGGCCUUUUUAUCUGGCGGUUGAGACUAGGUGAAGCAGGAUGUCGGACGAAGGCAAGCUCUUUAUCGGUGGUCUCAACUUCGACACGAACGAGCAGUCAUUGGAAUCCGUCUUCUCCAAAUAUGGACAGAUAUCUGAAGUUAUUGUAAUUAAAGAUCGGGAGACACAGAGAUCAAGGGGUUUUGGUUUCGUCACCUUUGAGAAUCCCGACGAUGCAAAGGAUGCUAUGUUAGCCAUGAAUGGAAAGUCUAUCGAUGGGCGUCAGGUUAGGGUCGAUCAAGCUGGAAAGUCUUCUGGUGACCGUUCCCGAGGUUACAGAGGUGGAAAUUCAAGCAGUCGUGGAUUUUUUCGUGGUGGGUCUGGACGUAGAGCGCGUGGAUUUUCUAGAGGUGGUGGAGACAGAGGAUAUGUUGCACGCUAUGAUUCAAGAAGUGGUUACUCAGGAUCGAGAGAUUACUAUAACAGAGAUAGGAGCCAAGGGAGCUAUGGCGGUGGUGGUUCUUACAGGGAUAGUUAUGACAGUUAAGCUACACACAACGAAUAAAUAAAUCUUCUUGACUCAAGAUCGUCCUUCCUAUGGCUGUAUUUAUAAAGAUUUUCGGAGCUCCGUGGAAUCGUAUUGUGUACUUGUAUCCUCAUACCUUGUAGAAUUUCAGUUUGGCCUUGUUAAUCACAGCCUGACAGCUUCUGGCAUGAGGAUGCACACUAAGGGUUGUCUCAGUAAUUUUAGAAUUAAACAAUCUAACAAACCUAGAAUUCUCAGGCACUUGGCAAACUUAUUUUUUAGUAGUAUUCCCAGGUUUUAAGUUCAGACCAGUUUCUUUAUUUUAUGUUAACAAUACUCAAAUGCUUCCCAGAAGUUUAGCUAUUUCCGAAUUGAAGUUGUGGAGUUGACUGGAAUUUCAUUGGGGGAAGAAAUGCAAAAGGGGUUAACUGUGUUCUCAGUCUAUUUUUAUGGUAAGCAAACUGAUGUUUUAUAGAAGCUGAACAAGCUGUGGUCUUUAAUUAAAAAUAAAGGCUUUCAUAGCCACUUAUUCUUGUAAAAGCUGUCAUUUGAAAAGUUCCUUUAGUGUAGCAAGGUAGGAAACCAACAUGGAAACAGAAGAUAUUUGUCUGCCACUUAAACUGCUGAAGAUAAAUGGCUUUGUUUUUAACGUAAUUGGACAUCUGUGCAUCUUUCAGUAGUUUCAAGAGUUCUGUACACUGUAAACAACAUCAGCCUUGUUCCAGAUUCUUCCAAAAUUAAAUGAAGUUCUGAGCACUGUAUCUUUAUAAGAUGGACAUGUACUGGAUGAGAAAUAUUUGGAAAUGGCUUUUUAUGUUGUAUGUUCAAGUGGUUUAGAGUUGACUUUUUUGUACUGAAAACAGGCUUCACGAAGCCUCAUUAAAAGAAAUACCUGACUCAUAAUGCUGACUUUCCUGUAGUUGGAUUUUUGGGGGAUGGGAUAAAAUAGAAGUGUAGGAAGGGAUUAACUGUACUGCACUCUGUAGUGGGGAAAAGCAGUGGGUGAAGAGCCAUUUUAGAACAGAAUGGUGACGGGCGGGUGUUAAAAUGACCCAAGAGUCAGCAGUAGAGAUAAAGUAUCACUGUUCAGUUGUAGAUGAACAUUAACUGCAUUAUCCCACUUAACCUUGACAAUUAAAAUAUGAAUAAAUUUCCUAAGAAGUUGUUUUAGAUGCACAGUCUCGCCUUUACUGUAAAUUGUCAAAAUACAAUAGUGCAAUGUUUAUCCACACUAAAAUCUCUUUACAAUAAGUUGAAGGAAUACUAAUAAAAUAAGUACUGAUUAUUUAUCUUCCUCUCAUGCCUGGCAUGCACAAGAUCAUUACCAAUUCUGAUGCUUAUAUUUGGGAUGGCACUGUGAAUGAUUAUUCUUAACUUUUAGUCUUGAACUUCCAUUUUUUUUCUAAUGCAUAUAAGCAUCUAAGCAGAUUUGUGGUGCUGCACUCUUACGUGCAUUUUGGAAAAGGAUAAAUUUUGAAGUAGAGCCUUCCUGUGCGCUGUUACUAAAUUGGAAUAAAAAUCAGUUUUAAUACCAUAUGACAAAUAUUUCAGAAAGAAAUGUCUUUUUUUUUGAAGGACCUGUUAUUUUAUGUUCCUCAAAAGCUGGUGGCUUGGAAACAACAUUGAGAGCCAAGGGCUAAUUGAAACCAAAAUGGAAAGUUUCUAUCUAAAACUAUUAUCUAUAAAGUGAAAAAACUACUAGUAUCAGGAGCUGAAAGGUCUAGAAUUAGUUAUCAGAAAUGCUGGGAUAAAUGUUAUAAUAGUUUUAAAAAAAACACUGCUGCUAUAAUAAUAAAAAAAUUGGGCACAUCUAAAUUUUGUGCAGUCAUCUUGUUCAGGAAGGCGUUCCAAGUCCAUUAAAGAUCUUUAUAACAAUUCACAACUUCUAAGGAUCUUUGCUAGCAUUUGGAAAGAAAUGGCUUUGGAGAACGAAGUGCUGUACCACCUUCAAUGAAACCUGAGAUGAAAACAGUACAUGGCUAAAUGCAAAUGUGGAUAUAGCCCUAGAUUUGAGGUAACUCAUUUUACUCUCAUGGGCAGUUUACAUUGAGUUCAUUCAAAACAAUUCUGAAAUGAUAUGCUUGCAAACUUUCAUUUAUUUCUUGGAUUAGUUGUUAGAAAAUCCAACUCUUAAAAUUGAGCACCACAGCAAACCUUAUAAUGCUUCAUUUCUUGAUGUUCUAUUCAUUAAGUGCUUACUAUAUUCUAUAUUGAAGGGAGCAAUCUAAAAUAUUGCUCCCUUGUGGGAGGGAGUGGGGGGUUAAGAAAUUGAAUGUUACGCUGUUACGUUUCCUUUAAUAGGAUUUGAUUUGCUAGUGACUUUGAGAAAAUGGUUUACUGAAAAUUGUAAUUACCAUGUUAACAUAAUCGUAUCCUUACCCUCAAAGUUUAUAUGUUAACCAAAUUACUCCAUAUGUCCAAAUUUGAUUUUUUUUCAUGUUGCAGAAUGAAAUGGAUGACUUCAAGUGAAUAAUGUUGGUAAUGGUCCAGUGACAGAAGAUGAAUGCCUAUGUGAUUAAUAAGAAAAGAGCUGACAAUUUCUGAAAACCAUUGUCCUUGGAGAGAACAUUUUCUGUUUGCUAUGCUACUGGCUGAGGAGUAAAUCGUUAAAGGAAAAUAUGUUGGAAAAUGCAAGAAUACAGCAGCAUUGUACUUUGUGUCAAACUGGCUUUGAUUAAUCAACAAGGAUAUGUUAGUGGCUUCGGACUGAAUGAAUCCUGUGGGGGAGGUUACUGGCUUGUAAAUAAGAUUGGUGGAUUACUUUGGAGAGGUUGCGAAGGUCAGAGUAAGCUGAAGAUUGUACAAGAAUUUCCAUCUAUACAAGCUGAAUCAAGAAAAUUCCAUAAAAAUGGAAUGUUGUAUAGUUCUGGUUGUACUAAAAGUUGUAUGAUGCAGAUUCAGGAGAACUGUUUUAGCUGUUUGCAUAUUAUUAUUGUUUUGUUUGCAUAUUGAUUUUUUUUCACUGUUACAUUGAUGUCUUCUUACUGAAUAAACUAUUCCUUCAAGCAUU